Molecule: messenger RNA, 2196 nt
Organism: Rhizoctonia solani
Lineage: Eukaryota; Fungi; Basidiomycota; Agaricomycetes; Cantharellales; Ceratobasidiaceae
Product: cytochrome P450 family protein
Exons: 15
Coding region: 1-2196 (731 amino acids)
Molecular function (GO): iron ion binding; heme binding; oxidoreductase activity, acting on paired donors, with incorporation or reduction of molecular oxygen
Source: RefSeq, a predicted model, not a curated record
AUGCUGAACAACUGGCUCAAUGCACGCGCAGUAACCCAGUUUCAUCCUGUACAAGAAAAACAGGUUCAACCACUCCUACGCCGAUUAGUUUGUCUUAUAGACGACCCGCACCCAUUUGAGAAGGUCAAGCGUAGUAUUUUUAUCAACACAGCGUCAUCAAUGCUUAAGCUAGCAUACGGAUACACUCUACAAGCAGAUGAUCCAGUGUUUCAAGAUAUUCACCUUACUACUAAAAACUCUGAAGUGGCGGGAAUGUUUACAAACUUCCUUGUCAAUGUGUUCCCUCUUUUGUCUUAUGUUCCGCACUGGUUUCCUGGCGCGGGUUGGAAACGCACCGCGUACGGAUGGAGGCAAUUAAAGGAGCAGGCUCUAUCCGUACCGUACGAAUGGACAAAGGCUCAAAUUGCUUCUGGGACUGCAGAGCCCUCCAUUCUGGAAGAAGAGAAAGAGAGAAGUAUGAAAGAGGUUGCUUUUAUCAUUGUCGGCGCUGGGACCGAUACGACUUCGACAGCGCUUGUCGCUUUUGUUGCAGCAAUGGUCCUGAACCCGGAUGUACAGGCAAAAGCCCAAAAGGAACUAGACAGUGUUCUCGGGCCUACUUCGCUUCCCACAAUGUCUGAUCGCGAGCGACUUCCUUAUAUGCGAAAGCUUAUUCAAGAGGUACUGAGGUGGCAACCAACGGUCCCAACAGCCGUCCCUCAUGCGUGCUGGCGAGAUGAUACUACGAAGGAUAUGACAUCAAAAAAGGGACAGUCGUCAUCUCUCGCUCACGGAUACUUCAGGGCAAUCACGCGGGACGAAAACAUAUACAAAGAUCCUGAAGCUUUUAAUCCAGACAGGUUUCAGGAUCUAGACGUGCCACAUGCACCAGUAUUCGGAUGGGGAAGACGUAAAUGCCCUGGGAUCUAUUUCGCAGAGGCAUCGUUAUUCAUUACGAUAGCAUCACUCCUCGCUACAUUUACGUUCUCAAGGAAGAGAGAACCGGAUGGACAAGAGAUUGUUCCCAAGAUCGAAAACAUGUCGAACGCACUCGUAAUUCCACUGGCCACCGCAGCUACGCUGUGUAUAAUGCCCAUGCGAGCCUCGAGAACACCAUCAACCUCCUACUACCUCUCUCAUACCACCCAAUCUUUCACUGCACACCAUGUCAGCUCAAUCAGUCCAGCCUACCACCGCGCCGCGGCCUUCGGAGCUGUCACGGCCCAGAAGGACUCCUCUCCUAUCGUCGGCUCGAGCGACGAGACCGGACAGAAAGAUGAGAGAGCGGUCCAAAUCCCGGUCAUCGCCGCCAUGGCCAGCUUUAACACACUGAUAGUUGCGGUGCAAAUGUUCCCUUUCUGGGCGCGUAACAUCGUCAAGCUUCUUCCGUGGUACUUUUCUGGAUUUAUGAAGCAGACUCGCUUCUUUGGCUUGGUAACCGCCCUGAUAGAGGCUCGACUGAAGCGUGGAUCGAACGAAGAGGACGGACCCGACUUUAUAGACAAGUUCCUGGAGGCUAAGAACGAAGACGGUACUGGGAUGACUGCAGAUGAGCUACGCUCCAAGACAAGCGUGAUGCUUCUUGCUGGAAGUGACACCUCAAGCAAUACUCUCAGCUCGUUAUUCUACCACGUCAUCAUACACCCCGACAUGCAGCGCAAGUUGCAGAACGAGCUGGAUGAGCAUCUGUCACCAAUCCAAUCAGAGGACAGUAACAACGAGGGUGGCAUUGUCGUUCCUCCUAGUGACAUAGUGCCCGACUACAACAACAUCAAAAACUUACCCUAUCUCAACGCACGCAUCAAAGAAGUGCUUUGCCUACACUCGACCAUUGGCACCGGCCUUCCUCGCAUUGUUCCUGAAGGAAAGACGCUGACAGUUGCGGGUCAGACGUUUAAGGCGGGAAGCGUGAUUAGCGUGCCUUCGUACGUGACCAACAGGUUGGAUGUGUGGGGAUUGGAUGCGUCUGAGUUUCGACCUGAGCGGUGGCUGGAUGAGAAUGCGGCGUUGGUGAACAAGUACUUUGUGCCGUUCUCGACUGGGCCUUGGUCUUGCAUUGGACGAAAUCUGGCAUAUAUGAAUCUGGCACUCAUUACGGCAGGGCUGCUACGGCGCUACUCGAUAGAAGCACUUCCUACAACCAAGGUAUUAACGGUACAUGGAACAUUCGUGAGAGAGGCGGCACAUUGCGAAGUCGCAAUCAAGCGCCGGGACUAA